Messenger RNA from Entrophospora candida, 1395 nucleotides. The record is from the annotation of a GenBank genome assembly. NCBI's taxonomy places the organism in Eukaryota, Fungi, Glomeromycota, Glomeromycetes, Entrophosporales, Entrophosporaceae.
AUGCCACAGUUAAAAUCACCCAAACCUUAUCAUCAUCGUCAUAACACGUCCAAGGUUAUUGUUACGUUACAAGAUGGAGUUCAAAUCGAAAUUCCUGUACCAACAUCACAAGAAAUUCGCGAUCGAUUUUUUUACAAAAAAGCAAAAUGUUCCGAUUUACCUGCAAGACCACCAAACAAAUUUUUUAUCUUUAGAACAAUGUUUCAAACCGCUAUCGACAAUUACAAACUGCAAGUACCUGUCGUCUCGGGCCUCGCCAGUGAAGUUUGGGCUAAAUCCACCUCCGAAGUUAAAAGUGUUUUUACUAUGCUUGCUAGUAUUGCGAAAAGUGAACAUAGCGAAAUCAAUCCAGGUUAUGUUUAUAAACCACGUAGAAAGAAAUCUUGUGUUGCCACUACCAUUGCUACCGAUUGCGUAACUGUUGAUGACAAUAACAAUAUCAUAGUUGUUGAUAAUAACAAUAAUAUCGUUGACAAUAAUGGAAUUACAACUUUCGAUUUAAUUUCUUCUUCUUUGGAAUCUGAACGAAUUAGUGGUACUACUACACCGAUUUUAUCCUCUCCUAAUACUCCCAAUUUACCACAUUUGUCAAAUCAUUAUAAUCUGUAUUAUUGUCCAUCUACUUCUGAUGUCGCUACUCCUUCACCUUUACCAUCUUCUUUGGAAUUUCAUCAUCAAAACAAUAAUUCUCAAAAUAAUCAUCCUUGUCAUCAUUAUCAACUACAACUACAACAACCACCACCUUCUUCUUAUUCUUUGAAUAAUAACUAUUAUUAUUCUACACCAUCAUCGCCACCACCACCACAACAAGAACAAUCUUCAUCAUCUUCAAUAAUAGAUCAAUUCAAUUAUCUCGAUGAUUUACAAUAUGCAGCAGAUUCAAUCGAUUUCGAAACUCCACAAUUUGUCACUACCGCCGCUGCCGAUUUGUUAUAUCCACAUUAUUAUUAUCACCAUCAAUACGACUACACCUCUACACCUCCCUCACCUCCUUCCAUUACUAAUAACACUGAUACUGCUACUACUGAUUUUAUUAAUUAUUCAAUCAACAACAAUUCACCAACUCUUGAUUAUCCCGCUGAUUAUCCAAUUUUCGAUCAAAAAAUUGAUAAUGUUGUUUAUAAUUUACUCGAAUAUGAUCUCUAUCAAUCCUAUCAAUCCCUUGAUUUUGACGAAAUGUAUAAUCCUAAUAUGUUUAAUUAUAAUCCUAAUGAGAUUAAUUAUAACGAUAAUGUUAGUAGUAGUAAUAAUUUGUUAUUAAAGAAAAAUAUUCAACCUCGAUAUAAUGAUGAUGAUAAUAUCAAUACUUCAAUAUCUAAAAUUAUUAUUAAAAAAGAACAAGACAAUAAUUUAAAAAGAAACAAUCAUGAUUUAUCUUUGAAAACAGAUUUUUAA